CUUGAAAGCUGUCCUGAUGGGAAAGCCCCAGGACAACACCGUGGACUUGUCAGGCAUCCCACUGACCCUGAGGGACUUGGAGCGCGUCACGUCCUACCUGCAGCACAGCUCGGAGCACAUCGACACGGUGGAGCUGUGCUUCACGGAGCUGACGGAUGACAUGCUGCUGCAGCUGCUGCCCGCGCUCUGCGGGCUGCCCCACCUCACCACCCUCUCCCUCAACGGCAACCGCCUCACCAAAGCCAUCCUACGGGACCUCACCGAAGCCCUCAAGGAUCCCAAGAAGUUCCCCAGCGUCACCUGGAUCGACCUGGGCAACAACGUGGACAUCUUCUCCUUGCCGCAACCCUUCUUGGUCAGCCUAAAGAGACGAUGCCCGAAGCAAGGGAACUUACCAACCAUCCUGGAGUUUGGGGAGGGACAGGUAAGCGAUUUGGAGAGCCAGGAUGGUCUGGCUGACAGUCAGGAGGAGCUGCGAGCUGGACCAGACGAGGUUGACAGCACAGGCUUGCAGCACACACACAGAACACUCGAGUCUGGGGAGCUCCCCAACUCGGAGCGAGGUGCUGCGACACCACAGACAUGA
This is a messenger RNA of Nestor notabilis (Kea), 586 nucleotides long. RefSeq names its product leucine-rich repeat-containing protein 75A-like. The transcript has a single exon. NCBI's taxonomy places the organism in Eukaryota, Metazoa, Chordata, Aves, Psittaciformes, Psittacidae. The annotation marks the transcript as partial. The record is from RefSeq and is a predicted model, not a curated record.